Dufourea novaeangliae is the source of this 1100-nucleotide messenger RNA. Its product is annotated as estradiol 17-beta-dehydrogenase 11-like. Gene Ontology annotation, molecular function: oxidoreductase activity, acting on the CH-OH group of donors, NAD or NADP as acceptor. The transcript is spliced from 7 exons. The record is from RefSeq and is a predicted model, not a curated record. Gene Ontology annotation, cellular component: lipid droplet. NCBI's taxonomy places the organism in Eukaryota, Metazoa, Arthropoda, Insecta, Hymenoptera, Halictidae. The coding region runs from base 1 to 1023 and encodes 340 amino acids.
AUGUCCUUCCUACGAUCCAUGGGGGAUCUGAUCGGUUUUCUGAUCCUCACGGUGGUCUCGAUCGCCGAGAGCAUCGUGAAAAUGUUCAUCCCCGCGAAGUACAAGAUGAAGAGCAUCAUCGGCGAGAUCGCACUUGUGACCGGUGGCGGAGGCGGUCUGGGACGACUGAUCGCACUCAGGCUCGCCAAUCUGGGCGCCAUCGUCGUCAUCUGGGACGUUAAUAAAGAAGGCACGGAAGAAACCGUGAAACUUGUCCAAGCCGCGGGUGGAACCUGUUACGGCUACGUUUGUGAUCUAUGCGAUCGAGAGGAUGUAUACAAGAAAGCCGCGGUGGUCAAGGAGGAAAUUGGGAAGGUGACAAUAUUGAUAAACAACGCCGGUGUGGUUAGCGGAAUGAAAUUUUUGGACACGCCGGACAAGCUAAUCAUCCGCACGAUGGAAGUGAAUGUGAUGAGCCACUUUUGGACGACAAAGGCUUUCCUGCCCUCCAUGAUGGAGGAUAACAAGGGCCACAUCGUGAGCAUAGCCAGUCUUGCUGGUCACGUGGGAGUGCCGACAUUAGUGGAUUAUUGCACCUCGAAAUUCGCUGCCGUCGGUUUCGAGGAGGCACUCCACAUGGAGCUAGCGGCUGAUGGCUAUAACAUCAACACCACGGUUGUAUGCCCGUUUUUCAUUCGCAGCACCGGCAUGUUCGAGGACAUAUCUCCCAGAUACGUUCCACGGCUUAGCCCAAACGAAGUGGCUGAUCGAGUAGUGUCCGCGAUGAGGUGCAACGAGAAGAUUGCUGUGGUGCCUGGUUACCUUUAUCUUUUGCUCAUUUUGAAAUGGGCCUUCCCGUGGGCCUGCGCGGGGAUGUUUAUCCGAGGUGUGGUCUCUAGCACGUUGAACGUUUACAACACGCCCAAGAAACCGACCGUGACACCCAAGGAAACCAUUUCCGAUGUGAUAACUAAACCCCAGAAUGGCGCGAACAUUCAUCAACAAUUAACCAGACGCGUCUCCAGUUCCGAGAGGAAGCCAUAACAUAUUUUUUUUCGUAAUCCCUAUGUCCGAAGGGGUUUGGAAAUCGGAUUUACUAUUUCUCAACUGUCGAAAAAGAA